Molecule: messenger RNA, 1661 nt
Organism: Quercus lobata
Lineage: Eukaryota; Viridiplantae; Streptophyta; Magnoliopsida; Fagales; Fagaceae
Product: glyceraldehyde-3-phosphate dehydrogenase A, chloroplastic
Exons: 5
Coding region: 109-1323 (404 amino acids)
Biological process (GO): glucose metabolic process
Molecular function (GO): oxidoreductase activity, acting on the aldehyde or oxo group of donors, NAD or NADP as acceptor; NAD binding; NADP binding
Source: RefSeq, a predicted model, not a curated record
AGGCUAUCAAUAAUCUCAUCCUCACCCAUAUUAUCUUUCCCCUCCACUCCACCUCAUCAUUUUAAAACACACAUUUGCCACUAGACCUGCUGCUGCUGCUAGCAAUCCAUGGCUUCUUCUGCUACUCUCUCUGUGGCUAAGCCAUCUCUCAAGGUGCACAGUCAGGGGUUCUCUGAAUUCUCUGGUCUUCGCAGUUCAUCAGCUUCUCUUCCAUUUGCUCGCAAGUCCUCCGAAGACUUGUUCUCUGUUAUUGCCUUCCAGACCUCUGCUGUUGGUGGGAAUGGCGGUUACAGGAGAGGAGUAGUGGAAGCAAAGCUGAAGGUAGCAAUCAAUGGGUUUGGGAGAAUCGGAAGGAACUUCCUGAGAUGUUGGCAUGGCAGGAAGGACUCGCCAUUGGAUGUCAUCGCCAUCAACGACACAGGAGGUGUCAAGCAGGCCUCCCAUCUUCUCAAGUACGACUCCACCCUUGGCAUCUUUGAUGCAGAUGUCAAGCCCUCCGGUGACAAGGCUAUCUCAGUUGAUGGAAAGAUCAUCAAGGUCGUCUCUAACCGUAACCCCGCCAACCUCCCCUGGAAGGACUUGGAAAUAGACCUGGUGAUAGAAGGGACUGGAGUGUUUGUGGACAGGGAAGGAGCUGGAAGGCAUUUACAGGCAGGGGCUAAGAAGGUGCUUAUCACUGCUCCUGGGAAAGGUGAUAUACCCACCUACGUGGUUGGUGUUAAUGCUGACGCUUACAGCCAUGCCGAGGCCAUCAUCAGCAAUGCCUCUUGUACCACCAAUUGCCUUGCUCCCUUUGUCAAGGUCCUCGACCAAAAAUUUGGCAUCAUCAAGGGUACCAUGACAACCACACAUUCCUACACUGGAGACCAGAGGCUUCUUGAUGCAAGUCACCGUGACCUUCGACGUGCACGUGCUGCAGCUCUCAACAUAGUCCCAACUUCCACAGGUGCUGCAAAAGCUGUAGCCCUUGUUCUCCCUUCUCUAAAAGGGAAGCUGAAUGGCAUUGCCCUCCGUGUGCCCACGCCUAAUGUCUCAGUUGUGGACCUUGUUGUUCAAGUGUCAAAGAAGACCUUUGCAGAAGAGGUCAAUGCAGCUUUCAGGGAGAGUGCUGACACAGAGCUCAAAGGUAUCCUAUCUGUAUGUGAUGAGCCUCUUGUGUCAGUUGACUUCAGGUGCACUGAUGUGUCAUCAACUGUUGACUCUUCACUAACAUUGGUUAUGGGAGAUGACAUGGUGAAGGUGAUUGCUUGGUAUGACAAUGAGUGGGGUUAUUCACAGAGGGUAGUUGAUCUUGCUGACAUUGUUGCCAACAACUGGAAGUGAUCUUCAAUAUCCUGCUGUUAAUGAACUUCUUUCCCGGUUUAAUUUCUUGUAGAUUUCUGUUUUUGAAGAUAUGCAAUCAGAUUUGAACCUUGAUAUCUGUAUUUCAGAAGUUAAGAUACUUGAGCGGUAAUUUGUGAAAUCUGACGCGGCCAAAGAUUAAAGAAAAAAAGGCUGAAGUUUGUCAAAGGAGAAAAGCUUUCAGGCUUAGAUUGCUAAUUCUCCCCUAUGUCCAAGUCGCUAAUAGUUCGUCUUUGUUCUCUUUAUCCACUGGCAUAGUAAACAAAUGCCAUCUCAGUAUAUUUUACAAUGAAAAUAAGAAUGAUUUUGGGUCAAGUUUA